CAGCAGGAGAGCUACCAUGUCCGUGGUGUGCCGGAGCUCAUGUUCGCUUCUGCUUCUUCCGUGCCUUCUGCUGUGUGUGUUGGGUCCCUCUGCGUCCCAUGCUGGGAAGCUGUUAGUGAUCCCCAUAGAUGGCAGCCACUGGCUGAGUAUGCUCGGAGUUAUUCAGCAGCUCCAGCAAAAGGGGCACGAAGUGGUGGUCAUAGCACCUGAAGCUUCGAUACACAUAAAAGAAGGAUCAUUUUACACUAUGAGGAAGUACCCUGUGCCAUUCCAAAAUGAAAACGUGACAGCUGCUUUUGUGGAACUUGGGCGGAGUGUCUUUGAUCAAGAUCCUUUUCUGCUGCGUGUGGUUAAAACAUACAACAAAGUCAAAAGGGACUCCAGUAUGCUGCUGUCUGGCUGCUCCCACCUUCUGCACAAUGCCGAGUUUAUGGCCUCUCUGGAACAAAGCCACUUUGAUGCUCUGCUGACAGACCCUUUCCUUCCGUGUGGCUCCAUUGUGGCCCAGUACCUGUCUCUGCCUGCUGUGUACUUCUUGAAUGCAUUGCCAUGCAGCCUGGAUUUGGAAGCCACCCAAUGCCCUGCUCCGUUGUCCUACGUGCCCAAGAGUUUGUCCUCGAACACAGAUCGCAUGAACUUCCUGCAGCGGGUGAAGAACAUGAUUAUUGCUUUGACAGAGAACUUUCUAUGCAGAGUGGUUUACUCCCCCUAUGGGUCACUUGCCACUGAAAUCUUACAGAAAGAGGUGACUGUCAAGGACCUUCUGAGUCCUGCAUCUAUCUGGCUGAUGAGAAACGACUUUGUGAAAGAUUACCCCAGGCCCAUCAUGCCCAACAUGGUUUUUAUUGGUGGGAUAAACUGCCUUCAGAAAAAAGCCCUAUCCCAGGAAUUUGAAGCCUAUGUCAACGCCUCCGGAGAACAUGGCAUCGUGGUUUUCUCUUUGGGAUCCAUGGUCUCAGAGAUUCCAGAGAAGAAAGCGAUGGAAAUUGCUGAGGCUUUGGGCAGAAUUCCUCAGACGGUCCUGUGGCGCUACACCGGAACUAGACCAUCGAACCUUGCAAAGAACACUAUUCUUGUCAAAUGGCUACCCCAAAACGAUCUGCUUGGUCAUCCAAAGGCUCGGGCGUUCAUCACACACUCCGGUUCCCAUGGUAUUUAUGAAGGAAUAUGCAAUGGGGUUCCAAUGGUGAUGAUGCCCUUGUUUGGUGAUCAGAUGGACAACGCCAAGCGCAUGGAAACUCGGGGAGCUGGGGUGACCCUGAAUGUCCUGGAAAUGACUGCCGAUGAUUUGGAAAACGCCCUUAAAACUGUCAUCAAUAACAAGAGUUACAAGGAGAACAUCAUGCGCCUCUCCAGCCUUCACAAGGACCGUCCUAUCGAGCCUCUGGACCUGGCUGUGUUCUGGGUGGAGUACGUGAUGAGGCACAAGGGGGCGCCACACCUGCGCCCCGCCGCCCACGACCUCACCUGGUACCAGUACCACUCCUUGGACGUGAUUGGCUUUCUCCUGGCCAUCGUGUUGACGGUGGUCUUCAUUGUCUAUAAAAGUUGUGCCUAUGGCUGCCGGAAAUGCUUUGGGGGAAAGGGUCGAGUGAAGAAAUCACACAAAUCCAAGACCCACUGAGAAGUGGCAGGAAGUGAAGGAGAAGUAUUAGUCCCUUAUCCAAUCAGUUGAAACUUGGAAACAAGUGUUAAAUCCAUGUUGCUUUUAUUAGGGAAAUAAUUCACCAUACACUAUACACCCAGAACAAUUUUUUUUCUUUUUCUUUUUUUCGGAGCUGGGGACCGAACCCAGAACAUUUUUUUUUUUAAAUAAAAACAAUCUAAUUGCUGGCCACACCCAUCAGGGAAGAUACUGGAAUAUGUGAUCUGUUUCUCCAGUAUCUUCAGUCUGGACAAUGACUGCCAUCUGUUGGUAACUUACAGAAAGUUUAGUGUUCUGCCUUCAGUGACAGCACCACAGUUUCCCUUACUCCUGUCAGCUAAUGGCUUCCUCCCCUGGAUUCUCAGACCAGUGUGGCCUUCCCAGUGUUAGUCAUUCCUCACUGUGCUCAUGUUUUGUGGGUGGCACGGCCUUUGAGCUUUGGGAGAAAAGAAGAUGAGGCUGUGACACUGGUGGCCCUGUGUUUGAGAUAAUAAUUAUUGCUUGUCUCUGAAUUUGAUGAAAACUGAAGUACAUUCUAAAGAAAGUAUGUCUUCUAUUGUGUUCCCAAACCAAGAACUUGUCAAUAAAUUCAUAUAAAUUGUAUUAUUACUUUU
Messenger RNA from Rattus norvegicus (Norway rat), 2259 nucleotides. RefSeq names its product UDP glucuronosyltransferase family 1 member A1 (gene Ugt1a1). Gene Ontology annotation, molecular function: glucuronosyltransferase activity; UDP-glycosyltransferase activity. NCBI's taxonomy places the organism in Eukaryota, Metazoa, Chordata, Mammalia, Rodentia, Muridae. The record is from RefSeq and is marked validated. Gene Ontology annotation, cellular component: endoplasmic reticulum membrane.